CAGCUAAAAAGGACACGAGGUGAGAAUUUUCAGGAGAAAUUCCUCUUUUCGGUAAAUUUUAACGACUGAAUCAACGAUGUAUGAAUCUGAAGGAUUAUAUGAGGGAGAGGGUGGCGCGCCAGAUGGAGAAUUUUAUGGAGGAGGAGAGUAUGAGCCUCCUAUACAUGAUAAAGGAGGUAUAGAUCCUCAGUCCUAUUCUCAUAUACCAGAGGAAAUACGAAGAUUUAUUCACUUCUUCCAUCAGCAUGUCACUGACCAGAAUCUCUAUGACAUUCAGUUCAUCUAUGAAACAAAUUUCAACAAAUUGACUGAGAGAUAUUUUGAAAAAUCUGCUUGGCCUGAACCUGAAUAUGUUGCAAGCCUUGUGGAUGGAGACCAAGUGUUUUUGAUCCUUUACAAAGAGCUGUACUACAGACACAUCUACAACAAGCUCAAGCCAACACUGGAAAAUCGCUUCGAUUCUUAUUUCAACUACUGUGAUCUUUUCAACUACAUUUUGAACACAGAUGAACCAGUACCUCUCAGCUUGCCCAAUCAGUGGUUGUGGGAUAUUAUUGAUGAGUUUAUUUACCAGUUCCAAGCAUUUAGCCAGUACCGAUCAAAGUUGUUGAAAAAGGGAGAAGAUGAAGUGGGAACUCUUAGAGCAAAUACAAAGAUUUGGAAUGUUCACAGUGUGCUCAAUGUGCUGUAUUCUUUGGUGGAGAAAUCCAAGAUUAAUCACCAGCUUGAGAGGUAUAACCAAGGGGGUGACCCAGACUCAGUGGCUGGUGAGUUUGGAAUUCAUCCACUCUACAAGAUGCUGGGUUACUUCAGUCUGAUAGGUUUGCUGAGACUGCAUUCACUGCUUGGUGAUUAUUUUCAGGCCAUCAAAGUUUUAGAGAAUGUCGAGCUAAACAAGAAGAGUCUAUACUCAAGAGUUCCAGCUUGCCAGAUCACUACCUACUACUAUGUUGGGUUUGCCUACCUCAUGAUGAAGAGGUACCAGGAUGCUAUUCGCAGUUUCUCCAAUAUUCUGCUUUACAUUCAGAGGACCAAAAAUAUGUUCCAAACUAAAUCCUAUCAGUAUGAACAGAUAAUGAAGAAGAAUGAUCAGAUGUAUGUACUGCUGGCCAUCUGUCUGACAUUAUGUCCACAGCGAAUUGAUGAAAAUGUUCACUCACAACUGAGAGAGAAAAAUGCAGAUAGGUUGCAACGACUUCAGCGUGGAGACUUGCAGACAUUUGAGGAGUCCUUCUCGUAUGCUUGUCCUAAGUUUAUCUCCCCAGUACCUCCGAACUUUGACGCCCCUCCAGCUAAUUUUAACAGGGAACCGUUUAAUCUUCAGCUGAAAGUUUUCAUGAAUGAAGUGUCGCAGCAGUCUCUGAUACCAGUAAUUAGAAGCUAUUUGAAGUUGUACACCACAAUGCCCAUCGCAAAGCUUGCUGCAUUUUUAGACAUGGAUGAGGGUCAGUUCAGGACCCAACUGCUCUGCUUCAAGCAUAAACAGAGGAAUCUUGUGUGGACGAAAGGAACAGAUGCUCUUGAGGGAGAGCUCCAGUCUUCCUCUGAAGUGGACUUUUACAUUGACCAGGAUAUGAUACACAUCGCAGAUACGAAAGUUGAACGGCGGUAUGGAGAUUUCUUUAUUCGACAGAUUCACAAGUUUGAGGAGGUGACUAGGAACAUCCAAGCCGUUCAGUAA
Messenger RNA from Pocillopora verrucosa, 1681 nucleotides. Its product is annotated as eukaryotic translation initiation factor 3 subunit L-like. Gene Ontology annotation, cellular component: eukaryotic translation initiation factor 3 complex; cytoplasm. Gene Ontology annotation, molecular function: protein binding; translation initiation factor activity. The record is from RefSeq and is a predicted model, not a curated record. NCBI's taxonomy places the organism in Eukaryota, Metazoa, Cnidaria, Anthozoa, Scleractinia, Pocilloporidae. Gene Ontology annotation, biological process: translational initiation.